AUGCCUUUGAAUAACAUUCUUGAGGUGGAGUUGUUUGAUGUUUGGGGUGUCGAUUUUAUAGGACCGUUUCCUUCUUCUUACGGGAACAAGUACAUCUUGGUCGCCGUAGACUCUCCAAGUGGGUGGAAGCCAUUGCCACCCCCACUAAUGAUACAAGACGAUGGAGGGUUACAUUUUAUAGAAGAGAAGUUCGAGUCUAUGUUGAAAAAGUAUGGUGUGCAUCAUCGUGUAGGUUUGUCAUAUCACCCCCAAACUAGUGGGCAAGUAGAGAUCUCUAACCGUGAAAUCAAGUCCAUCCCAGAGAAAACGGUUGCAAGAUCAAGGAAAGAUUGGGCUAACAAGUUGGAUGAUGCUUUAUGGGCGUACCGGACUGCUUUCAAGACUCCCAUUGGUACCACCCCCUAUAGAUUGGUGUACGGAAAAGCUUGCCAUCUCCCCGUUGAACUUGAGCAUCGCGCUUAUUGGGCUAUCAAGGCCCUCAACUUUGGUUUGCAUGCUUCGGGAGAGAAUAGAAUGUUACAACUUGCAGAGUUAGAUGAGCUUUGCCUUGAUGCGUACGAAAGUUCUAAGUUAUACAAGGAGAGAACCAAGAGGUGGCAUGACAAGCACAUCCAAAGGCGUGAAUUCAAGGAAGGAGAAUUAGUCCUAUUGUUCAACUCCCGUCUCAAGCUAUUUCUGGGAAAACUCAAAUCCAGGUGGUCUGGAUCAUUCCACGUCACCAAGGUCUUCCCCUAUGGUUCUGUAGAAGUUUGGAGCGAGGGGAGCGGUACAUUCAAGGUGAAUGGGCAAAGGUUGAAACAUUACCGAGCUGGAAUACCCGUUCAAGGGAAUCAGGUUUAUAACCUUUCCCUUUCUUCUUCCUACUGA
Molecule: messenger RNA, 867 nt
Organism: Amaranthus tricolor (Joseph's coat)
Lineage: Eukaryota; Viridiplantae; Streptophyta; Magnoliopsida; Caryophyllales; Amaranthaceae
Exons: 2
Coding region: 1-867 (288 amino acids)
Biological process (GO): DNA integration
Molecular function (GO): nucleic acid binding
Source: RefSeq, a predicted model, not a curated record